AUGUACAGAAGAUUAAUACCAAGUAAGUCCCUAAGGCAACUUGUGAGGACCUGGAGGUAUACACUGAGCUUGCAAAUGUCUCCCCAGAAUGGGACUCUCACUUUCAGACUCAUUACACAUAUAGCAAUUUUGGCUUCCAUACUUUCUCUUACCAUUUACUGGCUCAUCAGAGACAGUCACAGAGUGAGAAUGGGUGGAAAGCAUGUCUUCGUAACAGGCUGUGACACCAGACUUGGAAACUCACUGGCUAAAUGGCUUGACAAAAGGGGAUUUUGUGUCAUUGCUGCAUGUGCCACAGAAAAAGGAGGCCAAGAGCUAUGGUCCUGCUCCUCACUCUCACUGAAGACAGUGAACCUGAACUUGGCUGACUCCAACAGCAUUGCCAGGGCAAUGAGUAAAAUAUUGUCACAUACCAAAAUAAAAGGUUUUGUAAUCCUCUUAGGGCUUUUUGGUUUGGUGAGCAAUGCUGAAGGAACAGCACCUGUAGCACUCACUGACUGGCUGAAUGAAGACUUCCACUCAGUGCUGGAUGUUAGUCUGCUGGGAUUGAUUGAAAUCACACUCAAUCUUCUGCCACUUCUGAAAAAAGCUGAGGGAAGAGUAGUCAAUCUAAUUAAUGCCAAAGGCCUCAUGGCUUUUGUAGGGGGUGGCUACAGCCUGUCCAAAUGGGGUAUGGAAGCUUUUCUCACACCUUAUGAUAUCGAGAGAGACUUCUUAAGACUUUGGAACAGACCGACUCCUGAGAUCAGGGACUCCUAUGGAGAGAAAUACUUUGUUGAAUAUAUAAAAGCUCAAAGACCAUCACUGAAAAGACUGUGUGCCUCUGAUAUGUCUAAGGUCAUAAAAUGCAUGGAACAUGCCCUGAUAGCAAAGUACCCCAGGACACGAUACGGAGCUGGAUGGGAUGCAAAGUUCUUUUGGCUGUUUCUCUCCUGUGCCCCAAGCUGUUUGUAUGGCAUGCUGCUGUGUAUGACGUUUCCAGCACCAGCAGCUAGUGGGAGAUCAGUUCCUGGAGUUCUAAUUAACAUUUAG
This is a messenger RNA of Aptenodytes forsteri (emperor penguin), 1032 nucleotides long. Its product is annotated as retinol dehydrogenase 7-like. The record is from RefSeq and is a predicted model, not a curated record. Lineage: Eukaryota; Metazoa; Chordata; Aves; Sphenisciformes; Spheniscidae.